Messenger RNA from Humulus lupulus (European hop), 1624 nucleotides. RefSeq lists its product as uncharacterized. Gene Ontology annotation, cellular component: BRCA1-A complex; BRISC complex. NCBI's taxonomy places the organism in Eukaryota, Viridiplantae, Streptophyta, Magnoliopsida, Rosales, Cannabaceae. Gene Ontology annotation, biological process: double-strand break repair. The coding region runs from base 200 to 1342 and encodes 380 amino acids. The transcript is spliced from 13 exons. The record is from RefSeq and is a predicted model, not a curated record.
UUAACGGGUGACUCCGAGCACCCCUAUUUUCUGAAGCAAUUUUUUGUUUAUUAAUGCUAAUAAGGCAUGUAGCUUUUGUCUCUCUUUCUCCGAUUCCUUACAAAACACAAAUCGAAGCAAAGACAAGAAAAGAGUGGUCGGUUGUUCUGAGUUUCCAGUAGACCGGAGCUGAUCACCGGAAGUCACUCUCCGACCAAACAUGUCCUCCGAGAAUGUUCAUCCUCUCAUCGCUGCUCAGCUCAAUUAUCUCGUUUCUCAUUUUCCUCUUUCCAUUAAGAUUGAGCAGAUGUGGUCUGGUAGCAAAUACUACCCUGGAACUCUUGAUCGGUUCACUCUAGCUAUACCCUAUUGUCUAGACUUUCUCAAAUGGGAUAUUGUAUUUGAUGCGGAGUCUCCGUUUUCUGCUCCGGAUGUAAUAUUUGGAGCUGAAGACGAAACCUUUAAUCCAUUUCUUCUGAUGGGUGGUGAUGGAGAAGGUUACUUAAAGUCUCCGAAGAACUGUUUUAGUGAUUGGAAUGGCAAAGACCCUACUCAGCUUAUGUUUCUUGUUCAACAACUCAGGGAUCAAUACAAGUCCUACCAGAACAGGCUUGUUGGGGAGGUUGAUGAUGAUAGGUUGAAAUUUGAAGUUGGUACAAUGUUACCUAGAGAGGGGAUUGAAAUGCAUACGGUAUCUGGGGUUGAAAAGCCAGAAGAAGUCAAAUUUGCAAUACCUUUAAUGGACAUGGACAUAAAUAAAAUGGUUAUUGGAUGCCCUUGGAGACUUCCACAGAAGAUAUACUUACAGGUCAUAUAUCCUGUUGGGAAAAAAAAUGUUUCUACUCCUUCAGCUCCUCGGGUGAAAUUAUUUUCCACCUCCGAGUUGAAGGCACUGUUUCUCAUUGAAGAUGUUAAGCUUCCUGUGUGGGUGGAUGGAAUGUGCAUGGCUGAAUAUCUUCCCCAUCUGGAAGAAUCUCUGGCAAAACAGGUCUCGGAGGCUGUUAACUUAAUUGAUGUUAGAAGACAAUUUAUUGAGGCAUUAGCCCUUGUGUUUGGCAGACCUUUAGAAGCUGAUCCAGUUUUUUGUAGAAGGGCAACAUUCCUUGCUUGCUCUGGAGUAUUUACAUUCAUGGUUCACUUCCAUAUUUCAACUCAGUUUCCAAGGCAACAUCCAAUUCUGAUACUUCAAAGUUCCCAGCAUUUUAACUCCCAAGGAGCACCAAUUAAGUCUCAUCAGCUAGUGGAUUAUCCUUGGAGUCCAAGAUGGGAACCAUCACUAAUGGCGGGGCGGAUUUUUGAAUAUUUGGUGGACGAGGCUUUGAACUUCAAGAGACACUGCAAUGAGGCUCAACUCCAGCACUAAUGUAAUUGGUGGGUGUUACUGUGUUGUCUUGGCAACCCAGUUGUGUAAAGAAGUUAUGAACCGUGGAAAACUCUUGUUUGCUGUUGUUGAAUAUGAUUAUGGUCCAAAAGAGUAGUCAGUCACUUGUGUAUUUUGUACGGUUUUUUUUAUAUGUUAAUAUUAUUAGCCUAGUAGGAAGGUUAGCAAUGGCAAGAGAAAGUUGGCCUCAUCUGAACUGAGAUACUAACUUUAAAAUACUUUGAAGUAAAAAUGUUAACCUAAGUUAAGUUUGUUGUUAUUCUA